GCACUAUAAACUCCUACCCUAGUUUUCUUGGCUGAGAGACGGCAUAGUCAAUUUCGCCCUAUCAACCCUAUCUUUCUAAGCGCAGGAGAGGCGCAUAUGCAUCCUCCAUCAGCAUUGGCACACAAGCACACAAUGGUCCAUCUUCAAAGUCCAACAUCUUCUAUGGACCCCUUCUGAAAAUGAUUGUAGAGACCGCAGUGGCUAGGAGUUCCCUUUUGAGGAUUCUUCAAGACAUCUCACAUCGAAUUAUACAGAGUCUCUAUCCGGGCGCUGCCAACGAGCAGGAGGAACGCGUUGCUCUAUCUUUCAGUGGUUGGCAUACCCGACAAAUUGCUUACCUAGCGCUCGCCGUCGCAUAUCUUCCUGUAAGCCAAGCUGAUCUUGAUCUUAUCUGGGAACUCGUCCGCGAUGCUCUUACCAGUAAUGCCCAAGGCUUUACUUCUGUGGCCCUCUGCAGCUUGAUCAAGAAUGGGAACAUAGACGAGCUGUUCCGCCUCCAUGUGUGGCUGCCAGACAACAACCGAGGAACCCCUGACAGCUGGGUCUUAGCUGGCGAAGGCACCGAUCAUUCAUACAAGGUCGAACAUGUUGACGAUUCGGAAACUGCCACUCAUUCAGAAUAUGCCUUAGCUUGGAGCGAUGGUAAGAACUUGGGAUCCAACUAUAAGACGAACCAGGCCUUUUCGACUAUUACCAAUACCAAGAAAUUCGCCCGUGUUGUUCCUCUAGAAGCAAAUAUUCACCGCCGAGGCCAAAGCUACACGAUUCCGGCGGCUCAGUACCACAGGACUGAAGUCGCUCCUGAUCGGUUUCACGCUACGCUUUUCGUCUUCGACUCGCGGCGGGGAUUUGUCAAAGACGCUGGUGUUCUAGGCCCCAAGGACGGCGAUUCGUUCACGCAGUUUCGCGAUCCAGCCGGUGUGACACCGGAGACCGUGGCGUUAACGGUUGAUGCCGUGAGAUCUUGGGAAAUCAAUAUGGACGAGGGGCAGAAGCACAUUCGCCAUGCCGAAUGGGAACAUGCGCUGAGGGCUUUCAGCAAUGCGCUCAGCCUAUGUGAUAGCACUGAUAAUUUUCCCAACAAGGCUCGAUAUAGGCGUGAAGUGCUAUACAAAAUCGGGCGUGUCAACCGAUGCCUCGGCAGAUAUGAGAUCGCUAGGGACAUCCUAGAGAAGGUUAUAACGGAUAUGGAAGUAAAUGUAUUGCGCGUAAACUGUGUAGGAGAGCUAGGUGUCGUGUACAGACAUCUGAACAACCUCACGGACGCGAUGCGCAUGUUCGAGAUGCAGUACAACGCAGCAAAGCAGCUGGGCCUGGAAGCUGAAGCUUGCCGUGCAGUCGGAAACCUCGGCAUGGUAAACUACCAGAUCUCGCAGCUAGACAAGGACGAGAAGAUUCUCGACUUGGCAAUUGCGCGACUUCGAGAACGUGUCCGGCUCGCUCGAAACAUCCAGCGGUCCUUAGCUGCGAAGGGUCACCCUCAAGACUCUAGUUCCAUAGAAAACGGUAAAAACUGGGAGAUCAUUGGCUUAUCUCGCCUCUCGCUCUGUCUCUCGGCGCGGAAUAGCUUAGAGGAGGCGGUGGAAACAGCCCAGCAAGCGCUCGCCCUCGUGGCGGGAUUUGGCGACCCAACCGUAGUCGCUAUAACUCGAUUCUUCUACGGGCGCGCGCUGCGGAUGAGCGGGCACGUAGAGGAAGCUACCGAGCAGUUCAACACAAGCACCGGCUGCACGCCCGCGAUCGCGCUCUGCAAGGAGCCCUCGGGCGAGCACCUGGCGUAUCUGAAAGAGCUAGUCGAGGCCGGCGUGGACCUGGAAAUCACAGACGACCAAGGGUACACGGCCCUCGACUACGCCGUCUUCUCCGGCAACGACGGGUUCCGAGACGCCGUCGUCGGGGGUCUCCGGCGAGGCGCCAACGACUACGACGUCGAGGCGCUGCUCGCGGGCUCCAGGCUCCGCAAGGGCUACCGCAAGGUGUUCCAGGAAGUCCUCCGGCCUAUCCUCCUCGCGCGACACGACGACGACCGCGUGCGGCGCCUGCGCAGCGCGUAUGCCGGGUCCCUCCGCGCGGACGAGGAGGCGCGGGAGAUGUUCUCCGCGUUCUCCUUCGUGCCGUACUCGGCCUUCCGCUCCCUAGGCAGACUCCCGAAGCAUACCGACGGGCUCGUCCGCGGAUUCGGUGGCGAGGCUGCUGGGGGGUCCGCGGAGAAUGAGCCUAGCAAGACGCCCGACUUCGUGCUCUUCUUCUCGUACCGGUGGGUGGGCGCGUCGGCGCCGGAUGACGGGGACAACACCCAGUACAGGCGGAUGCUGGCCGCCGCGGAGGAGUUUCUUAAGCUGCAUCCCGCGGUGGAUAGGGAGAGGAUGGGGAUUUGGCUGGUAAGUAUUUUUUUUAUUCGGCGAGUUUUAAUAUCAAUACCUACCUAACCUUACGACUUUUUUUUUACUUUACGUGCGAAAUACUUACGUGCGUGCUUCCACCCUAACUCCAGGACUGCGCUUGCAUCAACCAGA
Daldinia caldariorum is the source of this 2516-nucleotide messenger RNA. RefSeq lists its product as uncharacterized. The record is from RefSeq and is a predicted model, not a curated record. The coding region runs from base 180 to 2429 and encodes 749 amino acids. Gene Ontology annotation, molecular function: protein binding. Lineage: Eukaryota; Fungi; Ascomycota; Sordariomycetes; Xylariales; Hypoxylaceae. The transcript is spliced from 6 exons.